AUGGCGAUGAAGCAAACUAGGGAAGGAAAAUGGGCUACGAAGCCUCUGUUCAAAAGUCGCUCGGGUGCAAAAGGAAUGUUCUGUUAUGUCUAUUCCUUUGAUACGUCUCCAGACGCGGAGUCUUCGGCGGAUGAAACUCUUCAACAUGUUGAUUCGGCGCCUGAAACGGCUUCUGAUUUUGCUUACGAUUCGGAUUCGAAUGGAGAUGCUACUUCGGGAAAUGCUAUUGAGGGAAAUGCUCCUUCGGGAGAUGAGCAUCGACACCUCUUCUUUCUUUUGCUGCUGAUCUCACAUCGACUUCGUCACCUUCUUGUUCAGGGUCAUCAGAUGAGAGAUCUUCCUCCGACUCCGAUAAAUCGGUCAAGCGGGAGGCUACCCUCGACUCACCUCUCUCUCUAUAAAAAACCCCUCCCCAGAGGAGAGCAGAGGGUCGAAAGAGAGUAUGUCCUGGAUUCCCGGAUUCAUUCUCGUCCUGAUCCACCAUGGAAUUCUCGGAAUCUACAAAAACAUUGACGGAGAGGGCUCGUAAUGAUCUUCUCAAAGAUCACAAGGUGCUGAAGUGGCAGGAUAGGGGGGUGACCGGGUGGUGGUGGUGGGGGGGGAUCCGUAGGUUUUUUUGAAAGGGAUGCUCUUAUCAUGUUAUUGCUGAAAAGAAAAACCGAAUUCCUCUUUUUAUAUAAUAUGUAUAUAAAUCAGAGUUCGCUUCGCACCUCUAUUUGAUGUCGAUUCAUCCACACUUCCAUUCCUUGUAGAGGAAGGCUAACUGCUUGCUGGCUGGGAGCUGUAUGAGCGGUAACGUCCACGUACGGCUCCGUGAGAAGGGCGGUGGACGCUAACGCGCACCUUGUUGUACCUCACUCCCG
Macadamia integrifolia is the source of this 863-nucleotide messenger RNA. RefSeq lists its product as uncharacterized. NCBI's taxonomy places the organism in Eukaryota, Viridiplantae, Streptophyta, Magnoliopsida, Proteales, Proteaceae. The record is from RefSeq and is a predicted model, not a curated record.